AUGAGGAGCGGUGAGGUGGCCGGGCAGCCGAGCGUGGAGGGGCUGGCUUUGCUGCCGCCCGUGCUGCAGCUACUGACUGACCCUGGGCGGGAUGUCACGGAUGACACGUGCCUGGAGAAGCUGCUGGACUGGCUGGGCCGAGAGAUGUCUCUUCCAGACACCGGCGGGGAGGUUUUGCGGCACGUGCGUCCGUGCGUGCUGGACUUCCUGGGCCGCGUGAGUGCCGCACGGAUGGACGUCGCUCCCUGCGUCCUCUCCCUCGCCCUGCGUCUCGCCGGGCUACUGGGCACAACCGACUUUGGCUUCCAGCGCCUGCAGGCUCUGGGGCUGGUGGACGGGCUGUUUGGCACACUGCCCGGCCCGGAGAGCUCCCCGUGGCGCGAGGCGGCGGUGCGCUGCGGCUGGCUCGUUGGGCUCGGCUCGGCGCUGCGGCACGAGCCCGCGUUCCUGUGGCUGUGCCAGCCCGGCAACGUCGAGGUUGUCCUCUCUCUCUGGAAGGACCCCAGCAUGUUUGUGGCCAACGCGGCCAAUCAGCUGCUGGCGCGGAUGCUCGUGUGGGGCGAGCGCCUGGGCCCCGCGGCCGCGCCCCCCUCCUCGCCGCCUCCCUCGUCCCCCGCCGGCACCCCACGUCACAACCCCGUGCUGGACCUCGUCGACCGUUCCGUCCGUUCGUCUCUGCGCGGCGACGACGGCGGCGAAGACGGCAUCCGCCGGGCCCUGCGUCUCCUGGCGGCGUGGUGGGCGAGCGGCGGCAGCGUGGCCGGCGCCGCGGGCCUCGCGACGGACGCCGAGGCGGAGAACGGCCGAUCGGAUGGCACGGGGGAGGAUGGCGGCCGCUGGGAGGCCAUGGCGGCGGCGGACGCGUGGGCGAGCGCGAGACGCGCACGGUGCAGGCGCUGCUGGACCUUCACUUGGCGCUGCUGCUGCGGAGCCGCGAGUCUCCCCCAGGCUUCCUGCACCUGCCGGCGCUGCUGCAGGCGCUGCUGGAAUCGCGGCACGCGGGGCACGGGCUGUCGCUCGCCGCCGCUCUGUCGCGGCUGCCCGGCUCCGAGCGGGACGCAGCCGCGGCGCACGUUCACACGGUGCUGCUGCCUCUGCUCGCCGCCGCUGCGGAGGCCGGCUCGACGGCGACCGAGGGGGCCACCGCUCCCGCCUCCGCUCCCCCCCUCCGCCGGCGCCGACGGCGUGGCCACCUGGGCGCUGCGGCACAUGGGCACGCGGGCCGGCGCCGUGGGGCUGCUGUGCCACGCGACGCACCUCCUCAGUCAGCUGGCCGGAGAGGAGCGGACACUCGGACGUGCGGAGGCCACGGCGGCCACCGAGGGCGUGUGCCGCGUGGUCGCCCUCAGCCUCGGCCUAGACCUCCCACAAUCCCCCACAGGAGGGCGGCUGGCGCUAUUUCUGAUUGGCUGCUCGCGAGUGCAGAGGGUGGGGCUUGACUGCUUGGCUGCCCUGGCCGCACCAACAGAAGGCGAAGAUGCCCUCGGACGUGCGGUGGUGAAGGUUCUGCUCGGGUGCCUGGGCAGUCCGGAUGCCGACCCCAGCGUCAUUGCCAAGGCUUUCCGGGCCCUUCAGCGCUGGCUGGAGCCUGAGCGGGGCCCGGCCUGGCUGACAAGUGACACGGAGGAUGCUCUGGUCCGCGUGCUGGCGCUGCGAUUGGAGGACAGCCGCUGGGAGGUACGCGACUCGUCGCUGGAAUUCCUGGCGGCCGGGGUCUCGGCGAGUCCCCGCGCAGCAGCAGCAGCACCGGGGUCGGCGUUGGCGCCGUGGCUGGCGCGGCACGGGCUGCACGCCGGCGCCGCGUGGCACCGGCUGUCGGACGCGCAGGCCUACGUGCGCGCGAGCGCCGUCGUGGCGCUGGGGGCGAUGGCGCUGGGUGGCGACGGCGCCGCUUGGGCCCGCGCUCUGGCCGCCCUUCACCUGACGGAGGACGACGUCCUCGGCCGCUUGUGCGACAUCCUCUCCGGCGACGCCGAGUGCUUCCCGCGCCGCGCCGCCUGCCGGGUCCUCACCGCGUGCCUGCGCGCCGGCGGCUCGCUGCGGGCGCCGCUGCUGGCGCUGGCCUCGGCCCCGCCAGCGCGUGCGGGCCCCGCCGGCGCCGCCCUGCGCGCCGCCGCCCGCGACCCCGACUGGGAGGUCAAGGUGAACGCGCUGGAGUUCUGGGAGGCGGCGGCCACGCUGCUGGCGCGCGAGCCGGUCGGUUCGGCCGGUCCGGCGGCGGGCGGACCUGCGCCGGCGCUGGCGGUGCUGGUGGCGGCCUUACGCGAUUGCGACCGGCCGGCCGCCAGCAAGGCCUGCGCGGCGCUCAUGGCGCUGGCCGACGCCGGCGUCGCGCCGGCUCGGGGGGGAGCCGGCGGGGACGCAGACGACGAAGGGGACGCGUCGGCGGACGUGACGGACGACCUGCGCCGGCUGGACCUGCCGGCGCUGCGCGACGAGCUGGAGAGGCGCAGCGACUACGUGCAGAGCGGCCCGGCCUCGCUGCUGCGAGACAUCCUUGCCUCGAGCGACAGCGCCCUGCUCGACGGCGCCGACUGCUACUGAGCGAGGCGGCAGCGACGUCGGUUCGUCGCUUCUCAAAUCGAUCCUCGCGCUUGCGCCCUGCGCGCAUCGGAUCGGAUCUUGCGGCGUGUUGAGAAAAGUUUUUUAGCGAUUUGCGUGUCGGUUUGCGUAUUUGCGUCUGUUAUUCGGUGGUUCUGGUUUAGCGGCGAUAGCGCUGGGGAGAAGCGUGUGUACUUGCGUAUGGCGCAGCCGGUCUUGGGUUGGGCUACGAACCUGGCGACCCGGGUUCGAUACCCGCUCACGGCCAACACCGGUGACGAUUAUCUGAAUCGGUUCUGGUCCUCCCCUAGGUUGACUCAGCCUCAAAUGAGUACCCGGUGCGGUGUGUAAACAUCGCCGCUGGGGAGACAAAGGCGGAGGGGCUUGGUGCUGGCCACCCACCCCCUCGUGUGCAGUGUCAGCCUUCAUAGGUGCUUGCUAACAGCACUUUCCUCAACGGUCUGUUAAGGCUAUAUGGGGGUCUUUGUGCGUUUUUGUGCAUGUACGUGUUGCCGUCUCCCAGUUUUUCACGAAUAAAUUAUUUUUGUCAACUGCACUGUUGAGUGUGUGGUGCAACGGCUGCCAUUCGCCGCUAAGUGGCGGCUACAUCGCAGCGCUUGUGCCAGGCUAGGUGCACUGAGUCCACACGAAGUGUCGAUGGCUCGCUGGCAGGAGGUCACGGGACAGACCCAGGUGUCAUGGGUUGACUGACUACGAUAACUGACAAAUGCAUCACCUGUGCUCCCCACUGCACUUUUGCUGCCUGGCGCUCCACUCGUUUUUGUGAACGUUGCUUGUCUGCCGUCCGUUGUUGGAGGGCGACUGCCUCCAACUGGCCACUAGCGUCCUUCACGAGCCUCCUCCAUCGAGGCCGACCUUAACACCGCUGAGACCAGCCUUCGGCAAGUCCACUCAGCUCCACAUCAUCUUGUACCGCAUCAGCCCAUCUCUUUUCCAGCCCGUGUCGUGCCCGUUUAGCCUCAUCCAGCCAAACAGAAACUGCUUGGGCAUGCGGGGGCUGGGCAUGCGGGCUGCAUGACCCAGCGAACGCACAGGCUGCACACAACAUUCGCAUUCCACGGUGCAGCAUGUUGCCAAUCGAGACAUGUUUAGCAAUCAUCAGGUACGAGCAGCAAGAUCGCUCAGCGUGGAGCAUGCUGUGCGCUAGAGCGAGGGAAGGAGGUCGAUUGGCUGUGGCUCAUUGCCUGUUUACAGGCCUGAGCCAGUGGUGGAAAUUCCCCAUUCCUCUGGCCGGAGAAAACCCCACCACACAAUAUUUCCGCGAUCCAGCAACCCUCGCCUGCUGGAUCACAGCCGCACCGUGUUGCGCUCCUUUUAGCUGAACCGCCCGUGCGAGGCUACGUUGCGAGGAAUCGUGGGCCGGAGUGGAUCCAAUUCGGUGCCACAGUGGUUCAUGAGAUGUUAACUACCUCGCCUGGUAUGCAGGAGGUUGUUGGUUCAAUCCCGACCCUGCCGCCUGCUGUGUAUUUGGAGUUUGCGUGUCUCUU
Molecule: messenger RNA, 4049 nt
Organism: Lethenteron reissneri (Far Eastern brook lamprey)
Lineage: Eukaryota; Metazoa; Chordata; Hyperoartia; Petromyzontiformes; Petromyzontidae
Gene: BRAT1
Product: BRCA1 associated ATM activator 1
Biological process (GO): positive regulation of protein phosphorylation; cell population proliferation; DNA damage response
Cellular component (GO): nucleus
Source: RefSeq, a predicted model, not a curated record